Messenger RNA from Rotaria sordida, 528 nucleotides. NCBI's taxonomy places the organism in Eukaryota, Metazoa, Rotifera, Eurotatoria, Philodinida, Philodinidae. The record is from the annotation of a GenBank genome assembly.
AUGACAUAUGCUAUUAAAAUUGGUGGAGUAGCUGCUGAUGAAACAUUUAAUACAACUGAUGAACUUAUUGCUAAAUAUAAACAUCAUAAUAUUCGUCUUCAUUGUUUAUUAAACCCAUGGUCAUCCAUGCUCAAUCUUACCAAUAAUAACAAUGACCAUGUUGAAUCUUAUGAUCGUAAAAUAACGAAUUUUAUUCAUGAUGUUGGUGAUAGUCUUAAGAAAGCACAAACAUUAAAACUCAUUGAUCCGUACAUCGUUUUGAAUGAAUAUGAUAACGAAAUGAAUCAAACAUUCUCCAAAACUAAAAAAAAUAUCCAUAGUGCACUAUGUAAUGAUAUUGAUUUAUCUGGUGCUAUGCAAUGGAUAAUUAGUUUAAUUGAUAUUACAACAGAAUAUAUUAAUGGUGAAAAAAUUCAUGUCAAACUGGUUCAAAAUGUUUAUGAUAAAAUCAUAAAUUUAUUAAAAAUUUUUGGAUUGAACUAUCCGGAUGUUUUUUAUUGUAAAAAAAAUCUUGAUGAUGAUAAAUAA